Messenger RNA from Sesamum indicum (sesame), 3291 nucleotides. The record is from RefSeq and is a predicted model, not a curated record. Lineage: Eukaryota; Viridiplantae; Streptophyta; Magnoliopsida; Lamiales; Pedaliaceae.
AUGAAGAUUGGCUUUUGGAACGUGAGGGGAUUCAACCGACCCCUCAAACACAAUGGGGUUGCCCACCUCAUUAAACAUAACCGGCUCUGUCUCUUGGGCAUUUUGGAGACAAAGCUUGCAGCAUCUAAGAUUCAGGCACUUCUUAGCCGAUCAUUUCCGGGAUGGUGCCAAGCCAACAACUUUGACACCAUUGCCGGUGGACGCAUCUUGGUGAUUUGGAACCCGGCAGUUAUCGACCUUCAACCGGAGGAUUUCUCACCGCAAGUUAUCCACUGCCGUGCCACGAAUAAGUCCUCUCAACUCUCCUUCUAUAUAUCAUUUUGUUAUGGGCUAUAUUCUGUUGUCAAUAGAAGGAGUAUGUGGGAGAAACUUACAGAUUUGGGAAAGAUGAUAAGCAUUCCGUGGCUCAUUAUGGGAGACUUCAACUGUGUGAAAUCUCCUGAGGAAAAGCAACUUGGAGUGACGCCAACUUGGUACGAACUCAAGGAUUUCGUGGACUGUUGUGCAGCACUUGGAGUGCUUGACGUCCCCACAACGGGUUGCUAUUACACGUGGUAUUCCAAUAACGAAAGCAACCCCGUGUGGUGUAAACUUGAUCGAGUCCUUCACAACAACGAAUGGCUUGAGGCCGGUUUACAUUGCGGCGCCCACUUCAACCCAUCGGGAUGCCUAUCCGACCACUCCCCGGGUAUUGUCACUAUCUUUGAUCAUACUCCCACUAAACCAAAACCGUUCCGGUUUUUCAAUAUGUGGGCAGAAUACCCGGAAUUCUUAUCCACUGUGGAGCAACGAUGGAACUUACAUGUGGAGGGAACGCCACAAUUUAUUCUUUGCAAGAGGUUGAAAGCGCUUAAAGCUGAACUGAAAGCUUUCAACAUGCAGCACUACAUCCACAUUUCCACUAGGGCCAAAGAGGCUGACCUUGCACUGCAAGAUGCUCAGAACCAACUUGAAAACAACCCAAAAAAUGUAAGGCUUCGGGAAUCUUUGGGAGAUCUUAAGAGGAAGGCCGUUUUCCUUGCCGAGGCUGAACGGAACUUCUUCUACCAAAAAGCCAAGAUUCACUACCUCAAAGAGGGGGACCGAAACACGAAAUUCUUCCACGAUAUGGUGAAAAGGAAUGCUGCCAGAAACUCCAUCACGGCAGUUACUAGAGCUGACGGGACGAUCAUUACGUCUGCCGAUGCAAUUGCCCAAGAGUUCGUUGAUUACUAUACCACACUCUUGGGCACCGAGUCUCACACCAUCCCAGUUGAUGAUGGAGUGUUCGAUUAUGGCCCCAAACUUUCCUCCGAGCUUACUGAUGAACUUUACAGGGAAGUCACAGCAAUGGAGGUCAAAGACGCAAUAUUCAACAUAAACGACAACAAGGCACCCGGCCCCGAUGGAUACUCCUCAUGCUUCUUCAAGAAAGCAUGGAAUGUGGUGGCUGACCAAGUAUGCAGGGCCGUUCUGAAUUUCUUUAGGAAUGGACGGAUGCUACGGCAACUGAACCACACCGUCAUUGCUCUCGUGCCCAAAUCAGAGCAUUCCUCUUCCGUUGCUGACUACCGACCGAUUUCGUGCUGCAAUGUCAUAUACAAAGCCAUCACGAAAAUUAUAUCGGACAGACUUGCACCUGCAUUGGAGCACCUAAUCGACCAUUGCCAAUCUGCGUUUAUUGGAGGUCGCAACAUCACCGACAAUAUCUUCUUGGCGCAAGAAAUGGCAUAUGACUCGGUCUCGUGGACAUUUCUCUCCCGAGUACUUCACGGGUAUGGUUUUCCCCCUUUGUUUAUUGCCUGGAUAAUGGAGUGCGUCUGCACCUCAUCAUUUUCUGUAUCUUUGAAUGGUCCCCUACACGGAUUCUUCCCGGGGAAGAAAGGCCUACGGCAAGGGGACCCGAUGUCGCCAGCCCUCUUCCUACUUGGCAUGGAAUACCUGUCCCGCAUGAUCAAGAGGAAGACUUGCAACUCAGACUUCAACUAUCACCCGAAAUGUGAAAAGUUGAAAAUCACCCACCUCCUCUUUGCUGACGACUUGAUGCUUUUCUUUCGAGGAGACCUUCCAUCUAUCCACAUCCUGAUGGAAUGCCUGAAUGUUUUUAGGGACGCAUCCGGCCUUUCCGUUAAAACUUCCAAAUCGUGCAUUUUUACGGCAGGCAUUCGGAAUGAAGAACUUGAUGAAAUCCUUGCUAGGACAGCGUUUGUGAGAGGUGAGAUGCCAAUCCGAUACCUUGGCAUUCCAUUAGCGGCACAACGACUUUCAGUCAACAACUACUCACCGCUUGUGGACCAAAUUGCCAAAUGCAUUUCGAAGUGGAAGUCGAAAUUAUUAUCUUACGCAGGCCGACUGGAACUCGUCCGUUCGGUUAUUCAGGGCGUGGAGUGUUUCUGGCUCCAAGUUUUUCCCCUUCCAGCGGUGGUCAUCGAGAAAAUUCACCGUCUUUGUAGGAAUUUCCUAUGGAAUUCUAGGAGGGCGCCGGUCGCUUGGGAGGAAAUCUGCCAUCCCAAGGAAGAAGGGGGACUCGGUAUUCAGCACAUACAGUCCUGGAACGUGGCUCUACUUGCUCGUGUAUUAUGGAACAUUCACCGCAAGGCAGACACGUUGUGGGUACAGUGGGUCAACGGUGUCUACCUCAGAGAUGCAUCAAUCUGGGACUGGCAACCGAAGAAGGGGGAUUCUCCACUCCUUCAACGGCUUGCCGAAAUCCGCGACAGGAUGAUCACCGAAUUUGGGUCUUCAGAGGCAGCGAUUGAGCAGAUGACGAGAUGGUCCACCCUAAGGGGACUCCAGACGUCGAAAGCCUAUGAGUACUUCAGGCCAAAACUUGCGAGGCAGCCUUGGAAAGCAGCUAUUUUGAAGGCUUUCAUCCCGCCGAAGUACUCGUUCAUCAUGUGGCUUGGUCUGCGCAACAGAUUGGCUACACGGGACAGACUCGAGUUCCUCCAUGAGGAGGACUUAUGUUCACUUUGCAUCAACACCAAGGAAUCGGCCAAACACCUUUUCUUUGAGUGCCCGUUUAGCAACUACGUUUGGUCACAUAUCCGAGUAUGGCUUGGGAUCAACCGACGUAUGUCCACCUUGCACAGUGCGGUGAAAUGGCUCAAGAAGGAGAAAACCGGAUCCUCCGUUCAUAACAAAGCACGACACCUCGCUUUGUCAUGCACAGUCUACACCCUUUGGCGGCAUCGUAACGAAUUCAUUUUUGAGGGUGCAGUACCCAAUCCCGAGGGCCUUAUUAUUUCCGUGAAGAUCACUGUCUAUAGGCUCCUCUUGUCACUUUUCCCGCACGGUUUAAUUGCUCUUUAA